AUGAAAAUUAGCAAAGAAGAGGAAGCUAGUUUCAACAGUGGGGACAUAGACAAAUGGGACUUCUCGUUAUUGACAACAGCACUGCUGUAUUCUUAUAGCUGUGCAUUAGAGAUAAGCAAACGAUCCGGAUUUGAAAAUGCUCUGCACGAAUUAAAAAAGUAUCGUAACAAGCUACUGGGACAUCCUUACACAGACAGGAUGUCUGAUGAAGAAUUCAACUACUUUUGGCCUGUGCUGGCGGACAACUUCAUUAAACUUGGAGCUGAUCCAAAUGAAAUUUCAGAACUCAAGCUUCAAUCAGGUAGUAAUUUUAGAAUGUAGCUCUAGAACACAUCCCGACAGUGCAGACCAUUUACUGGCUAAGUAGUGGCGUAGCGACCAAUUUUAUUUCCCUGAAAUGGCUAGCUCGUAUACUUUACUUAAUCAGUCUAUGACAAACAUUGUUGAAGAAAGGAGUUCUGCAAGGCACCAAGAUGACACAAAUAACCCAACAGAGCAGGGUAGCACUGAAAGAGAAAUGUGUCAUCCUAAUUUUCUGCUUUUACCCCUUUUUUAGAUGAGGUUCUUCGUGCAGCAGAACACUAUCAGAUGCUCUUCGAAGAAGAACGAGAUAAAUACAAUCGUUGCGGGAAGAAGCUUGAUUCCAUGGAUAGAAAGCUGGACGUCCUACUUUCUCGACAUGAAGCUAAUGAUAACCAUAAUCCCCCGCCUGAUCCGGCCUGUCCAGCCACUCGCAGUGAUUCCCAGUGGGAUGAGUGGUCGCUGUUCCGUAAUGCGGUUGGCGAUUUCGAUUCCCAAAAAUUUCAGUACAUCCUUGUCACCGAUUCUGUUCCUCAACAAAAUCUUGAAUCCUACUCCAUAUUGAGAAGUGUCACAUGGAAGAUGAUCUUAGAUUUCGACCCUAUGUCAGAAGAAGAAGGGUUUUAUCGAGAAUUUACAUCGAAAGAAGGCCAAAGUAACCUGGUAACCAUGUUUACACCCGCAGAGUUGAAUAAGAGUACCAUGAAGAGUUUGUCACGUCAGAUUGAUCCCAAUAAAAUCCAGUGGGUGUUUGUUAAUGGCAGGUCCGGUGACGGUGAUGGUGGCUCACAAGAGAAUUCCAGUCGGGAAGCUUCCUUCAUGAGAGGCAUCAGUAGUUUGUUUCGAUGCUGUUCCGAUCCAGACACCUUUGAUGAGCUGAAACCAGUGAUAUGUCUAAUUCUUCCUCUCAAGGACUCUAACUUACCCCAUCUUCAAGUUACAUUGGGUCGAUUGAUUGAAAACUUCUACGACCUUAACUUGGAGUUCGUAUCUGUUGCUGACCGGAAUUGGCCCGAAACCUUUGAAGAAUUUAAGAUUCAAAGUUUUCAUUUAGGUCCAAAGGUUCUACACUUGGGCUUAAAAGCCUUACUUGAUACGUCAGCAGGACGAAAGCUCUGUAUGCCUACUUCGCAUGCCGGAGUAACGGUAAACCUCAGUCCAAGGCAGUACCUUUAUCUUAAAGAACUGUUAGACAUUAUGUACCUGGGAUGCGAAGAUUUACCAGAGGAUAACGGUAGUUCUUUAGAGUAUGAAGAACAGCAAGACUGUUUUUUGGAACAACAAAGAAAGUCGUUCUUGUCUGGGAACCAAAUUUCAUUCGCCAGUCUUUCCGACAAUCAUGAUGCUAGAAGGGAAAUCGAAAGAGAUAUUAGGGUCCACGUGCAACGUCUUCUAGAUCAGGGAUUAGCAAAGCCCGUAUUUGUGGAGAUCAGACAUCUACCCGGCACUGGUGGAAGUACAAUUGCUCGUCGAGUGUUGUGGGAGCUCCACAAAGACUAUCCCUGUGCGUUAAUCGACAUAAGUUCUCAUCGGUACUCUGAUGAAGAUAACACCCUUGCAAACCAGGUGGCAGAGAGGAUAGCAUCCCUUGAAGAAAUUUGCAACACAACACCACUGAUUUUGGUUGAUGGAAAACAAUCUGGCGCCUUAGAAGGACUGACAAACAAGCUGUCUCGCAUUCUACAGAACAAAGGAAAACGCGUCAUGAUAUUGCGUUGCCUUCGAGGGUCAAAGGUUCUUUCAAAAAGAACGGAGGAGGCUUCCCAACUUCACAAAGUGUUCCAUGUCAAUGUGAAAUUAGAAGAAUCAGUGACUGAUCUUCGAGAAUUCAAGUCAAAGUACAAGGAGUACAUCGACUGUACUAUCAAUAAAUCAUUGGCCACGAAAAAUGCUUUAUCUAGCCUUUGUCGGGUAUUUCAUUUUCCCCUGCUUGCCAUGAUGGAAGAGUUCCGUCCCAAACUUGAGAAGAUAAUCGAAGACACGUUCAACGAAUUGGGUGGAAUUCAGCAAGAGAUUGCAGUGGUAGUGGCCUUUUUGCAGAAGUACGCCAACCUGCCUACCCCUGCACUUCUGCUACAUGAAGCUUUCAAUCAGUUUAUACGAAUGUCGGCGGGCAAAAGUGCCACUUAUGAUGAUAUCAGCCAACUCUUUUCGGAGAGUCUAAUGAAUUUGAUGACACCCGCUAAACCAACACGUUGUGCGAACAAAAACCCACCAGAAAGUUACACGUUUCAGCAUCCGUUAGUUGCAGACUUGAUACUGAAGAGAGUGUAUCAACUGCAAAAACGUGACUUGUUUGCAAUAGUGGAAACUUUUCUUAAAUUUCCCAUUUACCAGGAAGAAACGCUGCUACCACUCAUCUUCGAGCUUUUUGUCUACAACAAGACAGGAACAACUGGCCAUGAGAAAUUAAAAUUUUCCAUCCUCUUCGAGGAGCUAAAAGAGAAUGAUUCAGAUCGAGCCACAGAAAUAUUUUGCCAAGCAGCGGAAAAGUUGAACGAUCCUGUGAUGUACGCAAAUGCAGCGCGAUUUUGUGCCAGGAAGGAACCUCCUUCGUUUCCAAAGGCAAAGAUGCUAAUUCAACAGGCUUUGAAAAUGCACGGAUCCACAACAAAAGGUGGAUACAAAAAUUUGUGCCACACUAAGGGAGUUGUCCUGUACUUUGAACUCAGGUACAUGAUAAAAUCUGGUGAAGUCAAACAAUUGAAUGACCUUGAAGUAAUGGCAAGCAGUGUUCUUGAGGCACAUCGCGAAGCACGUAAUUUCCCCCCCACCUAUCCACACCCAUUGAUUGGAGAGGUAGAAGUUUGGCUUGAGUGCAUAAACUGGAUAAUGAACAACAUGUGUAGCGGUGACACAGAGGAAACCUUGGGCUUUCUGACAAAUCUUGCGCCGCCUUUCUUUCGUACAUGCCUCAGUGACUCUUUUUAUCUCCUGGACAUUGUGGAUGGUAUUGUUCAAAGUGUACCACAUCUCGCCGAUCCUGCAGAAACAAAGCGGUUGUGCAACCACUUGAGAUUGUCUUUGAUGACAAUAUGUCGCACACACUCCCAAGGCCAUGGAAGGCGUAAAGCUGACGAAGAUAUAGUUCAAGCUUGCAGAGCUAUGUGCACAACGAAGCAUUUCCGGGAGUCAUCCCAGUUAGAGCUCAAACGUCUUCAAGCUCAUUUCAUUUUAAGUCACAGUGAAUCAAUCGAUAACUUGAAGAAAGAAAAUCUUGAAUAUUUGCUCAAACUCCUGGAGGAGCUUGUUUUGAAAGAAGACGAGUUCCGUUUAGCGCAACAUCUAAUGAAAGUUUCCAUGCUAGUAACUGGACCGCGAAGUUAUAGCCUCGAGCAAGGUCUACACGUGUGUGAGAAAUGGUUGGUAGUCUCAAGUCAUGGAUGCCUCCCAGAAUUUUAUAAGAUGGCCAUCUAUUUCCUGCAAAUCCUUGAUGGAAACUCACUAGAAUUUAUGCCAAAGUAUAUUCAAGCCCUCGAGAAAUGCCGUGAAAAAUGUCAAAACGACAUGCGAAGAUUCUAUCCUACACAUUACGUAGCUAAUGAAGGACAGGGUAUGUCUCGCCUUAUAAGCCGCCAUACUUUGUUGCGUGGAGAGACGGACUACUCUUCAGAGAAUGUUGAAACUGUUUCAAGGUUUUGGCAGGUUGGAAGUAGGAAAAAGUUGCAGGAGUGCAAGGGAAGAAUCAGAGUGAGACAGCCAUCUGGUCGCGUGAAAUCGAAGUUGCAACCUUACAUUGAAUUACUACAAGGAAAUCUUGAGCUCUACGUUGGAAAGCACGCGGACAUCGGUAAAGCAGAGAUAGACUUUACACCGGGCGCCUUAGUAUACUUUGUCGUUAGCUUCAACCUUCAGGGUCCUGUCGCAAAUGGCAUCACGUUUUCACCGCAGAACCCAUCAAAUGAUUGAAGAACGUUGAUUUCAAUACAACACUGAGUAACAGACAGUCUCCAGACCGCCAAGCGGCCCCGCUUUAUCAAUUAAAUUCAUUUCAUGUUGUCCAAGCGUCGAUUUUAGUUUUUAAGCAAGUCAUCUCUGACAAAAGAAUUGACUUUGGUUGCCCAGGAACCCAGAAAAAUUCAUUCACUGGAAGUAAAAUAUGGCCAGUGAUUUUGAAACUAUAAUUUUUAUGAAGGUCAGAUAUAUAUUUUGCAAAAGGAUUUAUUGUUGAUAAGUUUUGCAACAGUAGUUUAACAGGUUCAACAAAGUAAACGGAUUUGUAGAUAACAACCUUCGAUUUCAGAAGGCUUAAAGUCGAUUUUUAAUUGUACUAUUAACUGCAAUGUUCAGAAAACGUACAAAAAAGAAGUACUCUUGGCAUGAUUUAACUUCACUUUUUAACCGUAUUAGGUAUAUACUCAAAUAAUGUGAUUUAUUUAAGAAGGAUUUGUGUUGUCUACUCUGUUUUGACAAAACAAAUGAGCAGUGAUUUUCAGGACAACGUUCGAUUUCAGAAGGAUCAACGUAAUACUGAAUUAUAUACCGUGUGCAGGGAAUAUGCGUAUUGAAAAUAUUCUACUACUUUACGAGUUUCUAUUUUGUAAGUAAAAGAAAAAGAGUCCAGAGGGCACUGUUACAGAAAUUCUAGGCGUUCAAACAAAAUGAUCACAAUUUAUUUUCUUUAGUACUCAUCAAACGGCUCUUUCAAGGGCAAGACAUAUUAAUAUAAUCAAGAGAGAGAAUUCUAGUAAGAAAGGCAAAGUAUAUGUAGUUUAAAUGCGAUUUAAAUGCAUGUACCUACUAACUUGCUUUCACUGUCGAACACACAUCUUCAUUUUUUUAUAUACAUACACGUGACGGUGCUCUUCGAAUAAGAAUCAUUAAUAAUAUGGGAGAAUUUAUUAUUGACAGCCAAGGGUUUGCAAUUGUUAUUUUUCUAAGAAAGAUCAAUUUUCUACAACGUAUUCAUAAAUGUUAUAUGAGUAGUUUUAGGAGCCUUCCCAUGAGGCCUUGUGUGAUUAAAGUAGAGAACGCAUGGCUUCGUUUCAUAUAAGUUGUCUCAGUCAAUUCGUCAGUUCAAGGCCGAAUAACAAUGAAUAAUAAAGACAAUUUUUUGAGCUG
Messenger RNA from Porites evermanni, 5361 nucleotides. Lineage: Eukaryota; Metazoa; Cnidaria; Anthozoa; Scleractinia; Poritidae. The record is from the annotation of a GenBank genome assembly.